GAUUCGGAGUAUCGUAAAGAAAUCGUAUCGUAGAGAAAGGAUGUGUGGAUAAAGGGACCAAGAAACAAAACAGCUUCACACAGGCCUUGUUUUUCCGCUAAUACAGCUUUUGUGGGUGCGGGUAGUGAAAUUGAUCCGUGAUUGAAUCAAAGCUACCUGACCUGGUCAGUCAUUAUGAAUAAUCUGUUUAUGACAAACACAGAUUUCUGUUAAUAAAAAUGGCUGCAACAAGCUAUUUUGGUGGUUGUGAGGGUGGAGCCAGUCAUACAAUCUUGGUUAUUGUUGAUAGUUCGGGAAAUAUACUGGGUAAAGCAGAAGGGGAAGGAACAAAUCAAUGGCUUAUUGGUUUAGAUGAAUGUUACAAAAGAAUUGAAGAACUGACAAGGAAAGCAAAAAUAGCAGCCGGUCUUCAACCAGAUGCUCCUCUAAAAUCUCUUGGACUAUCCCUCAGUGGUGCUGAUGACCUCGCUAAACAGAAUGAGAUUUCUUCUGCUCUGUUGGUGAAGUAUCCCAACACAGCAGAGCACUGUCACACAUGCAACGAUACGCUGUCACCGCUCGUCACAGCAUCAAGUGGUGGUGGUGUUGUCUUGAUUGCAGGAACAGGCUCUAACUGUCUACUGUCAAAUCCAUCAGGAAUGACUGUAAAUUGUGGAGGAUGGGGCCAUAUUUUGGGUGAUCAAGGUAGUGCCUACUGGAUUGUGUUGGAAGCUUUACGUUGGGUCUAUCAAGAUGCAGACGGAUUUGAACGUUCCCCUCACAAGACAUGUUUUCUCAAAAAAGCCAUGUUUGAAUUUUUCGGCAUGAACGAUAUGUUCGGUAUACUGCCGCAUCUUUACCCGUCGAACAGUAAAGAACUGGACAAACACUUUAUCGCUAAAUUUUGCUUGGAGGGUGUUGUUAAAGGUGCCAGGGAGGGUGACAAGCUAUCUCUUCACAUUUUAUCAACGGCGGGAAAUAAUUUGGGAAAACAUGUUAAGGCAUUAAUUCCAAAAAUGGAGAAUGAACUGCUUGUAGAAAAUGGAGGUCUGAAAAUUAUAUGCGUUGGUUCUGUAUGGAAAAGUUGGGAGUAUUUGAAAGAGGGAUUUCUAUCCGGUUUGUCGCCACAAACAGAUGAAGAAAAACGUUUAAAAGAGAUCUCUUUGUUGAAGUUAAAGAACAAUGCCAGGCCUGCAGUGGGUGCAGCCGCUUGGGCGGCGAGAAAAGACCAGCUUGAGAUUUCAAUUGAUUAUUCGAAAAUGUCCGAAGAAUUUUUUCAUUGCAAAUUUUCGAAUUAAUGGUCGUAUAUUGUUUGGUAAUUCAUGAAUUUGAUUUCAUGAAUGUGUCGAAUGCUUUGAUGUUCACACUUAGUAUUUUUUCGUUAAUGUUUGGUAAUUUUUAUAAUAUAUAAAAUUGUGUAAAUAGAUUAGUGCGUCACCAUUUUUAAAAUGACCAUUUACAAAUAAUGUGUCCGCAAAGCACUAACAUGUUUGGAGGUUACCAUUUCAAAUGUUUACAGUUUUUUAUAUGCGCCAUUGGAAUUUGAUUCUGCGGAGUAUUUUUCUCGCUGUUUCAAGAGAACAAUUCUUUCACAAUUUUUUAAUGGCCAUGCAAAAAAAAAUU
Hydractinia symbiolongicarpus is the source of this 1602-nucleotide messenger RNA. Its product is annotated as N-acetyl-D-glucosamine kinase-like. Bases 219 to 1277 code for a protein of 352 amino acids. Gene Ontology annotation, molecular function: N-acetylglucosamine kinase activity. The transcript is spliced from 4 exons. Lineage: Eukaryota; Metazoa; Cnidaria; Hydrozoa; Anthoathecata; Hydractiniidae. The record is from RefSeq and is a predicted model, not a curated record.